This is a messenger RNA of Conger conger (European conger), 861 nucleotides long. RefSeq names its product trace amine-associated receptor 1-like. The record is from RefSeq and is a predicted model, not a curated record. NCBI's taxonomy places the organism in Eukaryota, Metazoa, Chordata, Actinopteri, Anguilliformes, Congridae. The transcript has 2 exons. Gene Ontology annotation, molecular function: trace-amine receptor activity. Gene Ontology annotation, biological process: adenylate cyclase-activating adrenergic receptor signaling pathway. Bases 1 to 861 code for a protein of 286 amino acids. Gene Ontology annotation, cellular component: membrane.
AUGACAUUGUGUGGAAAUCUUCUUGUCAUCAUUUCCAUCACUCACUUCAGACAUCUGCACACUCCAACCAACUACCUCAUCCUCUCUCUGGCAGUGACCGACUUCCUUCUGGGAGGCUGUGUCUUGCCUCCUUACAUGGUGCGAAUAAUUGAAACAUGCUGGUAUUUUGGGGAGGUAUUCUGUAAAGUCCACAUGAGCACAGAUCUCAUGUUGUACAUUACAUCAAUGUUAACUCUUUCUUUCAUUUCCAUUGACCGAUAUUAUGCAGUUUGCCACCCCCUCCACUAUAGAAACAAGAUGACCUCUUAUGCCACAGUUAUCAUGAUCUUGAUCAGUUGGAGUGUGUCUGCCUCUGUUGGGUUUAGUAUGGUAUUUCUAGAGCUGAAUAUUUUGGGUAGAAGCUGUGUUCUAUUUCAGGCAGAAAGAGCAUGUUCAGUAUCUUCCAUUCUCUCUUUUUAUAUUCCUGGGUUCAUUAUGUUGAUCAUGUAUCAGAAGAUUUUCCAUGUUGCACAGAAGCAAGCCCGGUCUAUUCACAGCAUUGCCUGUAACAAUGUGCAAUCUGAAAACAGCACAUCAAGCAAAAUGGAGCGUAAGGCUACAAAGACCCUGGCAAUUGUUAUGGGGGUAUUCCUGUCAUUCUCUGCACCGUUUUUUCUGUGUAACAUAAUUAAUCCAUUAAUUAAUUAUUCUAUUCCACCUAUGUUAAUUGAAACACUUUUCUGCAUUACCUAUUUAAAUUCAACAUGUAAUCCUAUUAUUUAUGCUUUCUACUACAGUUGGUUUAGGAAAGCAUUCAAAAUGAUUCUUUUUGGUAAAAUAUUUCAAGCUCAUUCCUCAACAGCAAAAUUGUCCAUUGACUGA